AUGGCCGCCUCCACCAUGUCUGUCUGCUCUGACGCUUGCACCAACUCCUCCUGGCAGGUGGAUGACUGCCCAGAGAGCUGCUGUGAGCCCAGCUGCUCUGCUCCCAGCUGCUGUGCCCCAGCCCCCUGCGUUACUCUUGUCUGUACCCCAGUGAGCUGUGUGUCCAGCCCCUGCUGCCAGUCUUCCUGCACACCAUGCUGCCAGCCGUCUAGCUGCCAGCCCUCAUGCUGUCAAUCCUCCUGCUGUGUGCCACUUUGCUGCAAGCCUGUCUGCUGUACACCCAUCUGCUCUGGAUCCCCAUGCUGCCAGCAGUCUAGCUGCCAGCCCUCAUGCUGCACCUCCUCACCCUGCUGUCUGACUCUUUGCUGCAAGCCUGUCUGCUGCACACCCAUCUGCUCUGGGUCCUCCUCAUGCUGCCAGCAGUCUAGCUGCCAGCCCUCAUGCUGCCAGCCAUCCUGCUGUGUGCCUGUCUGCUGCAAGCCUGUCUGCUGCAAGCCCUGCUCCAGCGUGUCCCUGCUCUGCCGCCCUGUGUGCAGACCUGCCUGCUGUGUGCCCACCUCCUCCUGCUGUGCCUCCUCCUGCCAGCCCAGCUGCUGCAAGCCCUGCUCCAGCAUGUCCCUGCUCUGCCGCCCUGCCUGCUCCAGCCAGGCCUGCUGUGGCCUCUCCUCAGGCCAGAAGUCCAGCUGCUGCUGA
Cricetulus griseus (Chinese hamster) is the source of this 693-nucleotide messenger RNA. Lineage: Eukaryota; Metazoa; Chordata; Mammalia; Rodentia; Cricetidae. The record is from RefSeq and is a predicted model, not a curated record.